AUGGCUUCCGUUUCAUCAUUGGACAAGGACUUGCGCAGGGUGCGCCUCGACAAGUACACGCCAGCUGCGGCGAACGAGGUGCGCUCGUGGAUCGAAGACACCUUGGGCGAGAGGCUGCCGUCAUCCGACCUCCUCGAGGGACUCAAAGAUGGCGUUGCGCUCUGCAAGCUGGUCAACCUCGCCGUCCCUCCACCUGGCGUCAAGUUCAAGCAGUCCGCCAUGCCUUUUGUGCAAAUGGAGAACAUCUCCAUCUUCCUGCGCGCAUGCCAAGGACCGCCACUCAACCUCCACCAACAUGACACCUUUCUCACUGUCGACCUGUACGAGCAAAAGGACCCUGCCCAGGUCCUCCAGUGCCUGGGCGCUUUCAGCCGCGCCGCCCACGCGGCGAACCCGAGCCGAUUUCCUACGGCCAUAGGACCGAAGAACAGGAUGAGCGUCGCCGAACCACAGAACUCAGCGCCCUCGACGCCGAUCCGCAACAGGGGUAUCUCUGUGACAAGCAACACAUCCUCAGCCUACGGCUCGAAGCCUGUGCUCUCACACCGGACGGGUGAUUCAGCCUCGGGCCGGUAUAGCCCGACUAAGAGUCCCAACAAUGGCGCCAGCUCACCUGGUCCUGUUAGUAGCUGGAGUAAGAGGGAGCACGAGGGUGCUACAUCGCCGGCGUGGAACAUUGCACAGUACGGAUACAUGGGUGGCGCAAGUCAAGGAAACCUGGGUAUCGCCUUUGGAGCGCGGAGGCAGAUCACCACGAGUGGUCCCAAAGUGCCAAGCCUCGCUGACAAGGAGCGCAUGCGCAAGGAGAAGGAGGCAGAGGAAGAGAGAGAAAGACUUGCGGCGGAAGAGGAAGAGCGCCGGCGAAGAGCGGAACUAGAGGCGGAGGAAGAACGCGCCCGGCUGGACGAAGAGCGCAGGUGGGAAGAGGAGACCAACCGCGCGCGUGAAGAGGAGCGUCGAAGAGCGGAAGAGGAGAAACGGCGUUGGGAGGAGGAGGAACGCGAGUGGCGGCUCACUGAGGAAAAGCGAAGGCGCGAGGAGAAGGAGGCCGAGGAGCGUCUGGAGGCCGAGCGCCAGCAAAUCCGAAGUCAGGGGGGCAGCACACCCAAGGGCUCACUCCGCAGCCAGCACACUGGCAGUGGCGACACAAACUACGGCGACAGGAUCAAGCAGCUCGAGAAGGAGCUGGAAGAAGCUCGCCAACGAGAGGCCGAAUAUGAGCGCGAACGCCAGGCAAGGAGUGGCGGCUCGAGUCGGCGAUCUCCUCGACCCCUUCCGAACCCCACAGCCCAGCCUGAGCACGUCUCCUCACCGCCGGCGCACACCACGCCAAGAGCCCCCCGUCCUCUGCCCAAGCCAGCGGUGACCCCAGAGGCUGCCUCGUCCUCGUCCUCUCCGUUCAACGCCGCUCGCUCGCCUCGCCCUCUGCCCGAGCCCACGGCCAAGUCGCCUCCAGUGACGAGUCCCAGCGCUAGCGGCGGCGGAGGACGACCCCUCCCGGACCCCAAGACGUACUCGUCACCCCCGUCCGCACACGCCAGCCGCACAGACCGUUACCUCUCAUCCAACCCGGCGCCUUCCCCCUCAGGGCCCCAGCAGACGUACGCGCGCGAACUCGGCGCCACAGCAGAACAGGACGGCGAGGACCGCCGCCGCGUCCAGAGCCAGCAGCAGACAAAAGCCGGUGGAUGGGCGAGCAAGUCUCUGCUCGAGCGGGAGAUGGAGCGCGAGCGCGAGAGGCAGCGGGAAUGGGAAGAGGCGCAGAAGGAGACGGCCGCCGCCGCCAGGAACUCGGAUGGCGUCGACGGCAUCAGCGGCGGCAUCGGCGGGAAGUGGGACGUCAGUCAGUGGAGUGGGUUCACGGGUGGUGAUGGGCAGAACAAGGGCACCCAGGGCAUCGGGGCUGGGCGAAGGCAGAUAGUCGGUCCUCGGCCGUUACCUGGACCUGGCUCCAAGCAAUGA
Messenger RNA from Emericellopsis atlantica, 1962 nucleotides. RefSeq lists its product as uncharacterized. The record is from RefSeq and is a predicted model, not a curated record. Bases 1 to 1962 code for a protein of 653 amino acids. Gene Ontology annotation, molecular function: protein binding. The transcript is spliced from 3 exons. NCBI's taxonomy places the organism in Eukaryota, Fungi, Ascomycota, Sordariomycetes, Hypocreales, Bionectriaceae.